AUGGCUUCGAAAUUCGGUUUCGCUAUUUACGGUGUCAUUUUGAUCGUAAUUGUCGUCUCGUUUUGUAAUAUUAUAAGUUUAUCUGGUUUAGCAAUCGAACCUGUUGUAUCCAAAGCGGGAAAUUUUCUCGAAAAAAAUAAUACCUAUAGUACAGAUGAAUUAUUACGGGAUUUAAAACGCGAUCGUAUCAAUUUCGAUAAGUUGAGAUUUUCUACACUCAUUCAAGAUGAUAAAAAUGAUAAGGUAUUCAGCUUCGAUGAAUACUACAAUCUUACCCAAAUAAACAACUACAUGAAUUACCUCCAACAUAAGUAUAAAAACUUCGUACAAGUGUUCCCAAUCGGCCAAACGUGGGAAGGCAGGACAAUCAGAACGUUGAAAAUUUCAUCAGGAAAUGCUAACAAUUCGGCUUUUUGGAUCGAUGGAGGAAUACACGCUCGAGAAUGGAUCGCAGUCUCCAGUGUGCUUUUCCUGACGAACGUUUUGGUGACCAAUUGGCUCGAUCUCGAUCCCGUAUUCCGUAAUGUUGACUAUUACAUUACUCCUGUGCUGAAUCCGGAUGGCUAUGCGUUUUCUCACACCGAAGAUAAUCGAUGGUGGAGACGAAAUAGGCGAAAAAUGGGCCUCUGCUACGGAGUCGAUUUGAAUAGGAAUUUCCCUUAUAAAUGGAACGAAUUUAAGACAAAUUUGUUGGAAAGUGCAGGAAUCGAAUUUACGAAUAUGAGCCAAUCGCCUGAUUGCAGUUCGGAUGAGUAUCCUGGUUUAGCUCCUUCAUCAGAAUUGGAGACCAGAGCUGUUAUUAAUUUUAUUACUGGGUUUCCCGCUAAUAAAUUCAAAGGGUUCUUGUCCUUUCACACUUAUGGUAAAUACAUCUUGUACCCUUACGGAUACGAUCACCGAAUGCCUAAAAAUUUCAUCAAAUUAUUUAGCGUCGGUCAAACCGCAGCUGAUAAAAUUUUCAACGUUACCGAAGAAAAAUACAAAGUUUUCACGGGAAGCUCGUUGUAUUUAUUUCCUGGUAAUUCGAUAGAUUGGGCGUAUAAAGUAGCGAAAAUACCGCUCAGCUAUCUUGUCGAGCUACGAGACAACCUUUCUUUCGAUCUACCACCUUCGGAGAUAGUCCCUGCUGGCAAAGAAGCAUUAAUCAUCGCCAUGACGAUAGUCGAUAAUUUCGAUUCGAGCGCCGAGACACCGAAAUCCAUCCCUGUAGUCCCUGCAGAUUGGAAUUACGAAAAUAUAGUCAUCGAAAGUGAUAACGAUUGACGAAUACCUAUACCUAUAGUAAUUCGUAACGCUGCGCGCUGAGAUCAUUGAAAGUGCUCUUGCUCUUUGAAAAAUAUCAUCUCAAUCUUAGAAAGUGUUUUGUACUGUCGACGAUCGAUGAAUGUACUCGUCGUAAUCGUACAUGGCGUUCGUUGUGUCUGCUCCUUGUGUGUGUUCAAUUUCUAUUCUUAAUAAAUAAAAAUGAUAUUCGACGAUGA
This is a messenger RNA of Planococcus citri (citrus mealybug), 1481 nucleotides long. Its product is annotated as carboxypeptidase B-like. The coding region runs from base 1 to 1263 and encodes 420 amino acids. Gene Ontology annotation, molecular function: metallocarboxypeptidase activity; zinc ion binding. Gene Ontology annotation, biological process: proteolysis. The record is from RefSeq and is a predicted model, not a curated record. The transcript is spliced from 6 exons. Lineage: Eukaryota; Metazoa; Arthropoda; Insecta; Hemiptera; Pseudococcidae.